Messenger RNA from Drosophila rhopaloa, 3876 nucleotides. RefSeq names its product lateral signaling target protein 2 homolog. The coding region runs from base 795 to 3830 and encodes 1011 amino acids. Gene Ontology annotation, biological process: regulation of DNA-templated transcription. Lineage: Eukaryota; Metazoa; Arthropoda; Insecta; Diptera; Drosophilidae. Gene Ontology annotation, molecular function: protein binding. The transcript is spliced from 9 exons. The record is from RefSeq and is a predicted model, not a curated record.
ACUUACGGUACGAAAAGGUAAGGUAAGGCCGCCAGGUAAGCUCGACUCUGCCGCCGCGAAAGCCCAGCUCUGCCUUCAAUUCUUCAGUCGAGUCGCGAAAGUCGUCGAGUGCGUUUGGUUCGCUGGCUCGUCGGCACUCCAGCUUAAAAUCAAAAAACAGAAAAUCCAAGCUACUAAAAUUUAUCAAAAAAAAAAAAGAAACAAUAACAAAACAAACUGAGAAAGAGAAAGAAGCUGAACAAACAAACAGAGAUCAUCAUCAUCGUCAUCACGAAAUUUUGUGCGCGCAGUCUUCGCCGUUAUGCAAUUAAAGUGCGUUCAUAAAAUGCCGAGAUAGCAACAAUUUCGUUUUGAAUUAAUUUUUGGGGAAUUAGAAAUUUUUUCGCGCGAGUUUAAAAGACGCAUUAAUACCGACCGAUGUCCAAAUUUAAUGCCAAAUUAAAUAUUAAAAUUUAUGGCAAACUCGUUUACUCCCCAGACCCAGCAACCAAAAAGUGAAAUUAAUAAAGUGAAAAGCACGCAGCAAUUGUAGCCGAGGCAAUUACAAAAUCAAUAUAAAUAAUAAUAGAAAAACCAUUGUUGCAGCAUUAAAAGUACGUAAAGAAAUAACAACAGUUAGGGGCAAACACUUUUCCUCGUCGUCGCUCUGCGAAUACGUAAUCAUUGGGAAAAUAUCAGCAAUUUUGCAACAGUUUCGACACAACAACAACAACAACAGCAGCAACACCAGCGACUGCAGCAAAAACAAAAGUAAUUGAGCAGAAAGAGGACAGAGACCCCAGAAAUCACACAAAAUGGUGUCGCGUCGAAAAAUUCUAUCACGUUCACGCGACGAUCUUAAUCUCGACCAGACAUUUACCCAACAGGAGGAGGAGGAGGAUAUCUGGUACCAGAAGGAUAAACUAUACAAGGAACACAUUCAGGAAGUGCUGGACAAAUGGACCCAAAUCGACGACGAGAUCUGGGCCAAAGUGAUCGUCUUCGAGCGGAAUCGUCGCGUGGCGAAGGCGUACGCACGUGCUCCGGUGCUGACCAUUAAUGGAUCCGACGAUGGCUUCGACGGCAUGAGAAUUGGGCUGUGCGGCUUCGACAAUCCGAUGAGGGAUCAGAAAACAGACGAGAUGAAGCGCGUCAUCGGACAGGGUGUUAAAAUCAAAAUGGACGAUGCUGGCAACAUACUCAUCCGGCGGUACGCCAAGAGCAAUGUCUAUGUGAAGAGCACUGCCAGCAGUCCGAACGAGGAGACCUCCAUCGGUGCCGAGAUUUUAAAACUGCCCAAUCAGGCGCUCGAAUCCGAAAAAAUAGUCAAGCUCUUCGACAUGAAGAAGUUCCAGUCGAACGUGAAUCGCGAAUUGCGACGAGCCUAUCCGGAUCGACGGCGUUUGGAGACGCAGUGUCUCUCCUCGGUGGCGUUUGUCAAGUCGGAGAACGACGUCUUGGAGUGCCCCAUCUGGGUGCUCAUCGUCAAUGUGGUGGCCAUGGAUAUGCUGAAGAGCAAACUGCCGCCAGUGCAACGUCCCAUUGUGGACAUCAAGAACCGCCCGCGUAUUCCGAUUCCCGACGAGGAUCCCUACAGCGUCGCGGGCAAUGGAAGCAAUGGUAGCUCCGGCAGUUCUGGAUUCGGCAGUGGCCACCAGGCGCAACUGCAUCCACAGCAACAGCAGCAGCUGGGCAAGCACCUCAAUGGCAAUGGAGCAGGCCAUGUGGCCGCCACCCGGGAACAGUUGCUGCUCCAGACGCAACAACUGGCGCACAAGCGCAGCGAGAAGCCUCCUAAACUACCGCCCAGGGACAAUAUCUAUUCGCACGAUCUGAUUCCAAAGCCGGAUUACGAUGACAUUGAUUUGGAAACUCGCAUCAAACUGUCGCGUGGCAAAUCGGACAAGGGCAAAGAUAACAAGAAAUAUGAUGACCCCUACUACUGCGGCCUGCGGGCCCGAGUGCCGAACUUUGUGAAGUCCGGCAAGCCGAUCUCUGGGCAGGUGGCCAAGGAUCAGCGGGAUGGGAAUGCGAACAACAUCGGCAACGGCGGUGGGAUCAGCACACUCAGCCAGAAGAAGACCUCGAUGAUACACAACCAUCUGGGGGGCAUGCAUCCGCACCACAUCCAACAGCAGCAGCAGCAACUGAUGGCCGCGGCGGCGGCUGCGCAUGCGGCACAGCACCACCAUGCGGGGCACCAGCGGGAGCAGCAGCAGCAGCAGCAACACCACCAGAUCUGGCAGACGCGCAGCUAUGAGAGCGGCAUAGGUAUUUAUAAACAGGGUGGGCCCACCACCGCCCACCAACCACACAAAUCGCACGCACUGCAAAUGCAAAUGCAUCAGCAACUGCAACAUCAACAACAACAACAACCACAGUCACUGCCAACGGACCUAACAGCAACCACUGCAACAGCAACCACAGCAACCACCAAGACACAAAGCACAGCUAACAAAGCACGUAGCCACCAGCCACAUCCGCAUCCGCACUCGUAUCCGCACGCACAUCAGCACCACAGACACCACCGGCAUGGCCACCACUGCGAAAGGCACGCCCACCUGCAGCAGCAACAUCCUGCACCGCAGCAACAUGUGCCGCAGCAACCUUACUACGACAAUCUGGAGGAUCCAGUGGCUCGCCAGGUGAAGCGUCGCCUGUCCAGCCGUCGUUCUGCUCCGGAGGACAGCUCGUCCUGCAAUUGUGUGAGCUGCUAUGCGCUGGCUCCGCUCUGUGGCGCAGUUCCUCCGCCACGUCCACAGAGGAGCCUGAGCCAGCAGCAAUUGAGGCGCCACCAGCGACUGAGUGGCAGCCAAGUGGAGCCGGAAAUCCGGCCAGGAGUGGUCAAGUGGUGCAGCGAGAGCGAUGUCUCGGUGCUGGAGCUGGAGCCUACGGCGAACGAACGAUACGACGACUGCUACGAGUACGAUGACUUCGACAUGGCAUUCGACCUGGACGAUGACCUGGGCUUGACCGAGAACAUACGACGACGCAAGGGACCGGAGACGGUGGACAUGUACGUGGAUCGGUCGCAUCUCCGCCAGCUGCAGACGCCGGCAGUGCUGCGCACCAAGUCCCAGUCCACCGAGAGCUUCUUCGAGCAGCCCAACGAGGAGGGCUCGCUGUACAUGUACGGCGGCAGGAAGCGGAUCGCGGUGAAGGCGGCGCCGUCGGCGGCCAACAUCUAUGACCGAGUGCGCGGCUCCAUCGACUCCACGGACAGGGGACGACGCAGUGGGGCAGGACCGAAAAGGGGCCAGAGCUGCCGCAAGCAGCCACAGCUGCCAGCGCCCAGUUGGCGAGGCGGCAAGCAGCGACAGGAGCAGGCUCAAAACGCUGACAAAAGACAAAGAUAUGACAAUGCCACCACUAGCAACAGCAACAGCAACAACAACAACAGCAGCAACAGCAACAGCCAGCACAAAAGACAGCUAACGAACGCCAAGCAAGACAAUGACGACAUGUUGAAAAACAAAAAUUAUUUCAAUAGUAAAAACAAAAGUAUAGCAGCAGCAGUAGUAGCAGCAGCACCAGCGAAAGCGACAGCAACAUCAGCCAGCACAGCAGCAACAUCUGGAGGAGGAGCGGGAGCAACUGGAGUUGCUGGGGGAAAAUCCAGAGGAGCAGGCGGUCCAACAAUGUCCCCAACACUGGGCACUGGCCCAGCAACAAACAAUACCCAGGCCAAUGGACAACCUCAUCCUGCUCCUCCUCAUCCGACUGCCAUUGGGCGAACCGGGCGCAGUGCCAGCCGCCUUGACAUCAGCGACAUGGAGUCCAUUUAUGGCUACCUGAAGCCCCGCAAGCCGCGCAGCCUCAGCCUGAAGAAAAUCCAAAUACUCGACUACUGAACGGACACACGUGAAUUUGUAUGGGGUUGCUCUAAAUCGAAACGAG